Molecule: messenger RNA, 1658 nt
Organism: Sebastes umbrosus (honeycomb rockfish)
Lineage: Eukaryota; Metazoa; Chordata; Actinopteri; Perciformes; Sebastidae
Gene: gfi1b
Product: growth factor independent 1B transcription repressor
Exons: 7
Coding region: 341-1345 (334 amino acids)
Biological process (GO): regulation of transcription by RNA polymerase II
Molecular function (GO): RNA polymerase II cis-regulatory region sequence-specific DNA binding; DNA-binding transcription factor activity
Source: RefSeq, a predicted model, not a curated record
UGUACUAACUGUUCCAGUGACAGCAAAGGCCUCAUGUGUGUUUCUUUUUUUUCUUUUUUUUUUACGCAAAUUCCCAACAGCAGGUUGGCCUUUUCAUUGGUUGAAACCACAGUCAGAUUCCCCUGCGAAAUUAUCUGAUUGAAAAUCAGGGAGGGGAGAAAAAGAGAGAGCAACAAGUGUGAUGUUUUUUUUACACUGCUUUGCUUUUCUGACUUUUUAGGAAAGGAUUUGGCGACAAGUUGUUUUUCCUCCUCUGCGCUUCACACCCAAAGAACAAGGACAUUAUUAUUAUUAUUAAUCUAUUUAUUUCUGCGGGAGCCUGCUCGGUUAACGGAUCAACAUGCCUCGGUCAUUUCUGGUGAAAAAUAAAAGGUGCACGUCCUAUAAUGUUCACCGAUCAUAUGAAGACGAGCCGAAGGCCCCCAUAUUUACAGAAGACCCAUCAGAGGUCCAGAGCACAGACUCUGAAGACAUGAGGCCUCAGUCGGAGGGCCAGUCUUCCCCUGCAGAAGACAGCUCCUUUGAGAAGGAGGAGGCAGAGCUUGAAAGCCCUUUACCUGCUCACCCAGAGCCUGCCAGACCCCAAGUGGCUCCCACACAGCCAUACUACCUAAAUGAGCCUCACAUGGCCGGAUUCCCUCCUUACUACAAGCCGGCCUACGCCUGGGAGCCAGUGCCUUCCUACAAGAUCCGUCAGAUGAGUUUCAGCCCCACGGUGCUGCAGCACGCCAGCAAUCUUUACAACACGCACAUCAGCCGCAGCCCGCAGCCUCAACAGCCUCAGCAGCCUCAGCAGCCUCUGGACUGCAGCACGCACUACUCCCCCACCUCCAACACCUACCACUGUAUCACCUGUGAAAAGGUGUUCUCAACGCCCCACGGACUGGAGGUUCACGUCAGGAGGUCGCACAGUGGAACGAGACCUUUUGGCUGCAGCAUCUGCAGGAAAACCUUCGGCCACGCCGUCAGUCUGGAGCAACACAUGAACGUCCACUCUCAGGAAAAAAGCUUCGAGUGCAAGAUGUGUGGCAAAACAUUCAAGCGCUCCUCCACUCUCUCCACGCACCUGCUCAUCCACUCGGACACGAGGCCUUACCCCUGCCAGUACUGCGGCAAGAGGUUCCACCAGAAGUCUGACAUGAAGAAACACACCUACAUUCACACCGGUGAAAAGCCCCACAAAUGCCAAGUGUGUGGCAAAGCGUUCAGCCAAAGCUCCAACCUGAUCACCCACAGCAGGAAACACACGGGCUUCAAACCGUUCGGAUGUGACAUUUGUUCCAAGGGCUUCCAACGUAAGGUGGAUCUCCGCAGGCACCACGAGAGCCAGCACAGUAUGAAGUGAGGAGGAAGCCGUUGUAAAUAUGUGUCCGAUAAAUUUCUAUUAAAAGAAUAAGCUGAUAUUAAAUUCUGAUUAAAGGCGAUUUAACUUCAGGAAAAAAUGUCAUCUGUAUAAUGAAGAAAUUGAUGAAAUGUAUUUGUUAAUAUAUUGGAAGUGAUCUUUCAAAUAUGUGUGGAUGAAUGGGAGGUUCAAAAUAUGCCUUUGGCUUAUUUUUGCUGUCAUAUAAUUUAUUUAAAGUAUGUUUGAGCAUUGUAUAUUAUAUUGGCUGGAGUCUGUGCGUGAGUUGCUAAAUGCUUUCAAUUGAAAUAAAGGGUGA